Molecule: messenger RNA, 4542 nt
Organism: Letharia columbiana
Lineage: Eukaryota; Fungi; Ascomycota; Lecanoromycetes; Lecanorales; Parmeliaceae
Exons: 2
Coding region: 1-4542 (1513 amino acids)
Biological process (GO): regulation of DNA-templated transcription; phosphorylation; detection of visible light
Molecular function (GO): phosphorelay sensor kinase activity; protein binding
Source: RefSeq, a predicted model, not a curated record
AUGUGGCCAGGCAAGUCGGGGUCCUCCCCAAAGGCACCCAAGUCGCCUCCGACGGGCAAACCUCCGCCAUCGUCUCCGCAUCAACGCUCCGUCUCCGACUCAGGCUUCCAAGACCCAAAGUUGUGGGGUUCAGAAACACAAGGCGUACCGUGGAGGCCCAGCCUGCAAGGUACUGAUAUACAUAGCAUGAGCUCGCCAAUAGCAUCACCCUCCUCAGAGUUCCCCUUCGGGGCUAUGAGCCCGGCAGCUACGGACCGCGUCUUCCCUAUCAGAUCUGUGGUAUCUGUCGACCCGACACCUACAUCCAAGCCCAGGAUAGAUACGACUGGUGGAGACGGGUUUCCAGGCAUGUCUUUGCCAAGCAGUACUACUAGUGAACGCAAGCGUGAAUCUCGCCACUUCUCUACGGGCAGUGCAUCAGGACUCGAGUCGGAAUCAGAGACGCCAGCUACGGACUCCCCUUCCAGACGCCGACGGGAAUCAGGAGCCAAAUCAGCAUCCGUACAAGAUCCUGGCGAUCACUCACCCGGUGAGCGCAUGGGAGGAGCAAGACAGAUGCAGACAUUUGGCGAUUCCGAUUCUGUCAGAUCCCAGACUGCAGGCGAUACUCAAAGCAUUGCGGAGUCCGUCAGAAGCCAGGGUGACGAUGCUGGAGGUCUCUUCACGGCUCGAUUUAAGCAUGUUCUUACCGAGGAAGGCCACGCGGUCAUCAUUGGUCGGGACGGUGACACACUUCAGCGUUGCGAAGAUGAGCCUAUACAUAUACCGGGUGCUGUGCAAGGUUUUGGCUUACUCAUUGCUCUCCAGGAAAUCGAGGAGGGCAAAUUUCAAGUCCGAAUUGUCAGCGAAAAUUCCAAAAGGAUAAUCGGCUAUACUCCCAAACAACUAUUUGCUCUUGAGAGCUUUACCGACAUACUUUCCGAUGAGCAGACCGACAAUCUCUUGGACCACGUUGACUUCAUCAGAGACGAGGACGCUGAUCCAGCUACGAACGGACCCGAAGUCUUCACUUUGGCAAUUCGUUCGCCUGCGAGGAAAAUGCACAAGAUGUGGUGCGCUAUGCAUUCCAACGAGAACAACCGCGAUCUGAUCAUUUGCGAAUUUGAACUGGAAGAUGAUCCCAUCAAUCCCUUGGUACCACCGGGCGAAGGCACUCCAGAGCCUCCGGAAGAUACGUUACAUGGCGAACCAACCCCUGAAGAGUUUGCGGAGAGUACUGUCAACGCAAGUAAACCAUUACGAGUCCUACGAAGCGCAAGGAAGCGCAAAGGCGAAGCCGCAGCGAUGGAGGUCUUCAACAUUAUGUCACAAGUGCAGGAACAGCUAGCCAGCGCUACGACUCUCGACGCCUUCCUCAAGACUCUGGUUGGCGUUGUCAAAGAAUUGACCGGGUUUCACCGGGUCAUGGUAUAUCAAUUCGAUCAAGCGUGGAACGGAAGAGUGGUGACCGAGCUUGUGGAUCCAAGAGCGACCAAAGACCUAUAUAAAGGUCUGAAUUUUCCGGCGUCUGACAUACCCAAGCAGGCUCGAGAUCUCUACAAAGUCAACAAAGUGAGACUAUUGUAUGAUCGUGAUCAGGAGACCGCCCGUUUGGUAUGUCGAACGAUUGAGGACCUCGAGACCCCGCUGGAUCUCACUUUUGCCUACCUUCGUGCGAUGUCGCCAAUCCACAUCAAGUAUCUCGCGAACAUGGCUGUUCGUGCUUCAAUGUCCAUAUCGAUCAACGCCUUUGACGAGCUGUGGGGUCUCAUCGCUUGUCACUCCUAUGGUUCAAAGGGGAUGCGCGUGUCCUUCCCCAUCCGUAAAAUGUGCAGGCUUGUGGGAGACUCGGCAUCAAGGAACAUCGAACGAUUAUCGUACGCCUCGCGACUGCAAGCGCGCAAGCUCAUCAACACCGUACCUACAGAGCGCAACCCUUCUGGAUACAUCAUUGCGUCCUCGGAUGACCUUCUAAAACUGUUCGAUGCGGACAAUGGCCUUCUCUCGAUUCGGGAUGAGACCAAGAUUCUGGGAAGGCUCGAACAGACACAAGAAGCUCUUGCUAUGCUCGAAUAUCUAAGGCUCAGGAAGAUCACUUCAGUAAUCAAUUCGACGGAUAUAAGCAUAGAUUUUCCGGAUCUGCGUUAUUCACCGGGAAUCUCUGUCAUUGCUGGACUACUUCUCGUCCCACUAUCAAUUUCUGGCAGUGACUUUAUCGUGUUUUUCAGGAGAAGUCGAACCCAAGAAGUUAAGUGGGCGGGCAACCCUUACGAAAAAUUCGUCAGGGAGGGGACAGAAGGGUACCUCGAACCCAGGAAGAGUUUUAGAACCUGGACCGAGACUGUUGUUGGCAAAUGCCGCGAGUGGACCGAAGAGCAGAUUGAGACAGCCGCUGUGCUAUGUUUAGUGUAUGGGAAGUUCAUUGAAGUUUGGAGGCAAAAGGAAGCUGCAUUACAGAACAGCGAAUUGACAAAACUCCUACUUGCAAACUCAGCGCACGAAGUGAGAACGCCGUUGAACGCCAUUAUAAAUUAUCUUGAGAUUGCGCUAGAAGGCGCCAUUGACCAAGAAACUCGGGACAAUCUAACCAGAUCACAUUCCGCAUCCAAAUCACUCAUCUAUGUUAUCAAUGAUCUCCUUGAUUUGACGAAGACAGAGGAAGGCCACAACUUGAUCAAAAAGGAGGUCUUCGAUCUGCCUGCUACCGUCAAAGAAGCGACGGAUUCGUUCACGGGCGAUGCCAAGCGCAAGCAAAUCGAGUAUGCGGUUGUGGAACAUCCAGGAGUCCCUCAAUUCGUCGUGGGCGAUCAACGGCGCGUGAGACAAGCAAUCUCUAACGUCACAGCCAAUGCCAUUCAACACACAUCGAACGGUGCUGUCAAGGUAGAGUUAUGGUUGGCGAACAGCCACGAACACCGCGUAGACAUUGAAAUCGUCGUACAAGAUACUGGAGCAGGGAUGAGCGCCGAGAAGCUCGAUGCAUUGUUCAACGACCUCGAGCAGGUACAAACGGAAAGCGAUGAAGGACUACAAGAAAAGCUAGCCGGGAACACUAAAGCCAUAGAGGGCAAAGGAGACUCCAAGAAAACUCUCGGUCUCGGUCUCGCACUUGUCGCUCGUAUAGUACGAAAUAUGAACGGCCAGCUAAGACUUAAAUCUGAAGAAGGCAAAGGAUCACGCUUCGUGAUACAGUUAAAUUUUGAACUACCGAAGGAGGAUAAGAAAACCGCUUUCCUUGAUGACAUCAACGAAGCGGGCGUGGGGCCACCUCUGAAUCAGCCUUCAACGCCGCCCAUUGAGACUGGUGAGGUCAUGCUCGUCAACAAAAGUGCACAAAAGCCACUUCCAGAGACCCUGAAGGACAUAGUGCACCGGAGAAGUGCCGAGAAUUUACGGAGCAUAGGCAGUAUGAAGAGCUUUAAGAGUGGGGAAAGUGCAAGGAAUGACGUUGACAGAAUGAUUGAAGCGAUUCAAGAGCCGACUACGGUAGCAACAGGGUCCUCAGGCGACGGCGAGUACGAAGGACGUUCAGGAAGUCGUGGUAGCGGUCGACAGCAAGGUCCAUCAUCGUCUUUACGACGACCGGUGAGCGGAACCACGCAGGCCCACUCUACGAGCCUGACUCUCCCCACGUCGUCAGACCAAGUGCUUCAACAACGGGAAGUUCCUGGACUAGCAAAUGUGACGGAUUCGAAAACCCCCAUUAGACCCAUUCGGUUGCCAGGCGAAACUAGCACAGACUCCCCAGAACCGGAGUACCCACCUCGAGAAUCAGACUUAUCGGCACGAACACCGUCGCGAGUCUUGUUUGAUAUUCCCGACAAAAAUGCGAAAGUGGAGCCGCCAAAUGCAGAGAGGCUUCAGGUACUGGUCGCGGAAGAUGACCCCAUCAACAGCAAGAUCAUCAAGAAAAGGUUGGAGAAGGUCGGCCAUGAAGUCUACCUGACCAUCAAUGGCGAAGAAUGCUCCAGCACAUAUGGAGAAAGGCCCGCUUUCUUUGAUGUUGUCUUGAUGGACAUGCAGAUGCCUAUUGUGGACGGUCUAACCUCGACCAAAAUGAUUCGAUCAUUUGAAAAAUCAUUCCCUGAUGAGUUUCUGUCAAACCGUGCAGCUUUGAACGGCAGGGUACCUAUAUUUGCCGUAUCAGCCUCAUUGAUUGAAAAGAAUCGUCAGGUCUACAUAAAUGCAGGCUUCGACGGCUGGAUCCUUAAGCCUAUUGAUUUCAAAAGACUAACAGUAAUAAUGUCGGGAAUUGUGGAAGAGAAAACGCGGGAGAGCUGCUUGUACGCGCCUGGCAAGUGGGAGCGAGGUGGGUGGUUUGCGAAACGACAACCUGAUGUUUUUACUUCAUCUACGAAACCUUCGUCCAAGGCAUCUGUCUCAUCCUCGAAAACGCUCGAAUCUUAUCCUGCGCAGUCGAAAGAAGACUCAACUGACAAAGAGCGAGAUCGGCUCAACCAGCUUGACAAUGAUGCCGUUCACGCCGACUCUGCACCCCAGAAUCCCGGCCGCUCCGGUAAUAUCGAGUAUGCCGUGGCGUCUAGUAGCACAAGCCAACCCUGA